Molecule: messenger RNA, 3160 nt
Organism: Pseudonaja textilis
Lineage: Eukaryota; Metazoa; Chordata; Lepidosauria; Squamata; Elapidae
Gene: CBX8
Product: chromobox 8
Biological process (GO): negative regulation of transcription by RNA polymerase II
Cellular component (GO): chromatin; PRC1 complex
Molecular function (GO): chromatin binding
Source: RefSeq, a predicted model, not a curated record
AGCCGAGCCGAGCCGGAGCUUCGGCAAGAGCGGCCUCUCCCGUAGAAGGGCGGGUGGGCAAGGCAGGCAGGCAGGCAGGCAGGCUAAGCCAGCAACAAGUGCGCAGGGAGGCAGGCGAGGCGAGGGAGGGCGAAAGCUGACGUCAGCGAGCGGGGUAUUAUGGUCUGGUCUGGGCUGGCUCCUGCCGCCGCCGCCGCCGCCGCCGCCGCUUUUCUGCUGCCAGCGGCCGAGUAAACAUGGAGCUCUCCGCCGUGGGCGAGAGGGUCUUCGCGGCCGAGGCCUUGCUCAAGAGACGCAUCCGGAAAGGUCGUAUGGAAUAUCUGGUGAAAUGGAAAGGCUGGUCUCAGAAAUACAGCACCUGGGAACCUGAGGAAAACAUCCUAGAUGCCCGCCUGCUUGCUGCUUUUGAGGAAAGGGAAAGAGAAAUGGAACUUUAUGGUCCUAAGAAACGUGGCCCCAAACCCAAAACCUUCCUUUUAAAGGCCCAGGCCAAAGCCAAAGCCAAAACAUAUGAAUUCCGUAGUGACUCUGCUAGGGGCCUCCGGGUACCUUAUCCUGGACGAUCUCCCCAGGAACUUGGCUCUACUUCCCGGGCUAGAGAAGGACUGAGACAGAUUCCACUGCCCCCUCAAAGCAGCUCCACCACCUCUACCCCCAGCAUGCCUCGAAUGGAGCCCAUCCAGGAAAACAGGGUGGGGUCAGAGGAAGACCAUUCUGAAGGCGCCUUCAAAAAGCGAGGUCCAAAGCCCAGGAAAGACCUGCCUGAAAUGGCAGAGGUUGCCUCAAAGCGGAAAUCAAUGGAGCCUGGCGACAAGAUGGUGGUGGACUACCUAAAAGCCAGAAAAUUGGAAGAGACAGCUAACUCUGGGACAGCAAAAUUCAGUUCAGGACACAGUGUGAUCCAGUUAGCCCGGAGACGAGAGCCUGAGUUACCCAGCGUUGUUCCCAACCCAAGGGCAGAGACUGGCAUGAAACUGGGUGCACCUGAGACUUACCCUCCUAGACUGACCAAGCACAGGGCGGAUUUCCUGGAUUCCAAAGGACAAAGUGGUUUGGACUUGGGGGCUUCUAAGAUCUUGCACAGCUCUGCAAACCAAGGCAGCUUAUAUCGAGAUGGCAUAGGGACGCAGGCUGGCAGGCCUUCCCUCAUCGCCCGCAUCCCUGUCUCCCGGAUCCUGGGUGACCCAGAAGAAGAACCUUGGAGCCCAUCUCUCAACAAUUUGGAGAAAGUAGUAGUGACUGACGUGACAUCCAAUUUCUUGACAGUAACCAUCAAGGAGAGCAGCACAGACCAAGGAUUCUUUAAAGAAAAGCGGUGAAUUCCUUCAGAGAAAAGAAGGCAUUGAAAGGCUUUGGAUAGAGGUCGGCUGAAUUGGGGAUUUUUUUAAAAAAAAAACACUUUUAUUUUAAAACUUUUUUGGACAGGCUUGCUUUUCAAAUAUCUGUCCUUAAUUCUUUUCUUUAUCUCUCCCUCCCCAUUCCAACCUUGCCACCAUGCCACCAAUUUCAAUUUUGGUUGAAAAAAAUAUCUCUAGAGUUAUAUUUUCUAUUAGAUGUAAAUAUGUUAUUUAAAGAAAAAUACAUAUAUAUAUAUCUAUAUAUAUAUCUAUAUACAUACAUAUAAAUAUAUAUAUUUCAAUUCUUUAAGUUGUUUGAUUGUUGUUGUUUUUUUAAUUUAAGGCCUUUAGAGAAGGAUAUUAAAACAGAAACGAUGCAUCUCUUGCCUCAACUUGCAAGAGCUGGUGUGUAGAUAAUGAAUGAUCCUGUUACUCAAUCAUAAUACCUUGAUUUAAUUCCCCCCCCCCCCCCCCAGUUGUUUCUCCUUCCUUCCCACAAAUAUGAUGUUGACUGAAAAUACGGGGAUAUUAUAUUCAUCUGGGGAUUGAAAAAGUUCCAGGGUUCUUUUUUUAAUUGUUAUAUUAUAAGGUGUUGCUUUGUACAAUCAAGUGUGCUGUAUACACAACUGUUCUGGCUGGACAGCUGAAGUAAGCACUUGACUUUACAGUAUUGUCUUGCUUUGUUUUGCUCCAGUUGAAAAAAAAAAGUUGUUGUUCUAAAAAGUGUCCAUUAAAAACAGUUGAAAGAUGUUUUAGCAAAGUAUUAACUUGAAUACCUUUUCUUGCAAGGGAGAAGGGGAUAUGUAAGAUUUUUUAAAAGUGUAGCUGCUGUUAUGCACUUUAAUAUGACUGUCAUAGAGGGAAAGUGGGAAUGGUAGAAGAAGAAAUUGAGCUGAUAGUUUAAUUUAAUUUUGAUUCUCUCUUUCUCCCUCCCUCUCUUUUCCCUGCUCACUCCAAUAAGAAAAUCUGUUUACAUUCCUUACAUGCCAGAAAGUUGGGGAGGAAAGCAUCUGACUGGUCAUAUUCUCAGUGUUCCUGCUGUUAUUUUGAAAGUGGAUUUUCCAAUCUCCCCCCAAUGUUUGUAGUUCCUUUGUAGGCUAUGAGAUUAACGUGUGGCACAAAAUCAUUGUUUUCCUCAUACAUUAAGGAUACGAGACAACUCCCCAUGUAAUGGGGCUGGGAAAGACCAGGAUUUCAGAGUUAGCUGCUUUUCUAGCUAAAUUUCUUUUUCAUUUUUUUAGAAAGAAGCAUCUGUUCUGAUUCUCUCUCCCCUCCCCUCCCACAGUUUCUAAGCCAAGUGAUGGAAAAAAAAUGCUUGUCAACUUCAAGCAAACAUUUCAACCAUUUUUCUCUUCCCUUGAAGAUGAACUCUGCUUAACUUUUCAAGAAAAGCUUUUGGUUGUGCUUUAUUCUGUAAAGCUCCCGAUUAAGAGAGAACAUGCAGAGGAAAUUGGGGAAAGGGUCGCUUCCUCUGCUUUUAGCAGGUGCUGUGGUGUCCCAAUAUAUAUUGAUUUAAGCAUCUUUUGUUGGUUCAAAAAGCACAAAUCUGCCUCACAGCCCCUAAGGGCCUAGCAGGGGGAUGUGUUGACUUCUCUGUUCUUUUUCUGAAUGGCUGAUUCCCUGGGUCCUUUUAACACACUUUCUAAUUGGGGGAGGGAACAAGGCACGAAACUCUAUGUGUGGCCUAGUGAGAAGAGACACGGAGGAGGAAAAUCAGGUGUUGCAAGAAGCAGAAAUACCCUGGUCAUUUCUGGGCUCAAAUAGAAAUAUUGUCCCUUGGCCCACCUAUCUCCUGCUUCUUGGAGGUGGGAUUUCUCCAGCAA